This is a messenger RNA of Acipenser ruthenus (sterlet), 3640 nucleotides long. RefSeq names its product E3 ubiquitin-protein ligase TRIM39-like. Gene Ontology annotation, molecular function: protein binding. The transcript has 5 exons. Bases 336 to 1799 code for a protein of 487 amino acids. NCBI's taxonomy places the organism in Eukaryota, Metazoa, Chordata, Actinopteri, Acipenseriformes, Acipenseridae. The record is from RefSeq and is a predicted model, not a curated record.
UAUUUAUUUAUUUAUUUAUUUAUUUAUUUAUUUAUUUAUUUAUUUGAUCUACAACGCAUAGUUUUAACAGCGCGCAAGUGAAGGAGAGAAGGUCUGGCUCGAUCAAACAGCGUCCUGUCUGAAACAAACUCAACAUUCAGUCUCUGUUUGGUGGCCGGUGUUUAAUCUCCAUUUUCACUUCAUUUAAGACACACAGCAGCACGACACGGUUGUUAUUCUGUUGCCAAACCCCGCCUCGCUGCGCAGUUUGUGAACUCAUUUCAUAGCUCCGCUAGUCUGACUUCCUGCAGUUUUCAGUUUCGUUUCUCUAGCUUUCUCCCUGACGGACAGCAGCGAUGGCGACAGCGGCGUCUCCAGAGGAGAAGUUCUCCUGCUCCGUGUGUCUGGACCUCUUCACUGAGCCCGCAACCAUUCCGUGCGGACACAGCUUCUGCCUGGACUGUAUCGGGAGCUACUGGGACCUGAGUGACCAAACCGGCGUGUACAGCUGCCCCCAGUGCCGGGAGACUUUCACUCCCAGGCCCGUUCUGCGCAAAAGCAACGUCCUUAACGAACUGGUGGAGGAAUUGAAGAAAACGAGAAGACUCGACUCGAAAAGUAAUAUUGCAUCGCUGUGUAUCUGUUUCUGCCCAUCUUGUUCUGUGCAGAAGGAGCUGGGGGAGAGACAGGCGGAAAUAGAAAAUCUCAUUGAGGAGAGACUGAAAGAGCUGGAGAGACUGAAUCAGGCUGUGGAGUCUCUCAAGCUCUCGGCACACAAGGAAAGGGCUGAAAGCGAGCAGGUCCUGUCUGAGCUGAUCCGCUCCAUGGAGAGAAUCAGGACGGAGGUGGGAGAGCUGAUUGGAGCUAAAGAGAAGGCUGCAGUGAGUCGGGCCGACGAGCAAAGAGAACAACUGGAGCAGGAGAUCCAGGAGCUGAGAAAGAGGAAGGCUGAGAUGGAGCAGCUUUCUAAGACAGAGGAGCACAUCCACUUUCUGCAGAGUUUCCAGUCUGUCUGCGCCCCUCCUGCUGCUCAGCAGCUCUUUGAUAACAUAGACGACUCUUUCUGGACUCUGAGGAAAGCUGUGUCUCGACUCAAAGACCAUGUUGAGGGAUUCUGGAAGGUGGAGUUGAUGAAAGCAGCUAUAGCAGCGCUCUUUUCCAUGUUCCUGACGGCUCAGAUUUUGUGUUUAUAUCUGUGGAGUAGGAUGUUUGUAUCUGACAUGUUCAGUGUGUUAUAUUGUAUAUGUUUUACCCCCACUCUCUUCUCCACAGUGGACGUGACUCUGGACCCUGAUACAGCACACCCCAGACUCAUCCUGUCUAAGGAUGGAAAACAAGUCAAAGAUGGGAAUAAACGACAACCUCUCCCUGACAAUCCAAAGAGAUUUGAUACACAUAUCUGUGUCCUGGGCAGGGAGGGCUUCACCUCAGGGAGACACUACUGGGAGGUGGAGGUGGGGAAGAAGAUACACUGGGGACUCGGAGUCACCAGAGAGUCUUCUCAGAGGAAGGGGGGUAUCACUGAGAACCCCCAGAAAGGAUUCUGGACUGUUAGGUGGGAUUGUGUGGGCAGUCAGUUCUAUGCUGCGACUGAACCCGUGACUCCCCUCCCCCUGAGCCUGAAGCCCCGGAAGCUGGGGGUGUAUCUGGAUUAUGAGGGAGGGCAGCUUUCCUUUUACAAUGAAGAGACCAGAUCUCACAUCUACACUUUCACUGACACCUUCACUGAGAAACUCUAUCCACUGUUUUCUCCUGGUCUUUAUUCCUUUGGUAAAAAUGCAGCUCCACUGAUCAUCUGCCCGCAUACCUGCACUGACUAAUACAGAUUACUAGCACGAGGAACAUGAUCACAGGCUCCCCUUUUCUUAUGUUGAAGAUAUUUUGGUUCCUUGUUUUUAUACUUUUUCUUUGAGAAAUGCAGAUAUUUUAAAGAAAAAAACUAAUCCGAGAGAAUGAAAUCGACUUCAGCACAAAAAAUUAGUAUUUAUAAUAAUAAUAAAAAAAAUACUAAUACAUUACUAAAUAAUAAUUAAAAAAAAUCUACCCAUUGUGUCCACUAGGUGGGAGUGUUACUCUGUGUAAAAUGAAUUACACUAUGUAACACAAUUUUUGUUCCUGGGUAGUAAGUGUUAUUUCCUAAUUGCUUAUGCCUCAAAAGUAUAGAAAAUGGCUAUUAUUCCCCACAAACUUUGCUUUUGUGACCAGGACAGUGAUAUUUUGAAAUUUACCUAUUUCCAAUGAGAAAACAGGCGAAUUUGUGUCUUUUCGUUCACAUAAAGUCAGAAAAAAACAACAUAUGAAUCCAAAUUAACAUGUAUUUAUACUAAAGUAAUACAAAAAUUACUACAAAAGAUUUAGAAGUGAGUAGUUUUUCGAGAUUUACGAUUAUACUGUAAAUCACUUUCAGGAAUCAGCCCCCAAAUGUAGUCUCCCAUCAUGGGAGAUUUUUUUUGAGAGCCUGCAUGGAUGAAUAAAUAUAAUUUACUGUACAGUACGACAGGGGACCCAUUUUUGUGUGACACCAGCCUUGUGUAGCAAGAGCUAUUGUCCCUCACCUUCCUAUAGUGCUAAAUUCACCAAACCAAAAAAAAAACUUUUAAAGCAGUUUAUUCUAGUUUAUUUUUAACAGCAUUUAUUCAAGAAUAGAGAUCUUCAGAGGUGAUUGUAAUCUCUUUCUCUUAUUAAUACACGCUGUUUGUGCUUCAGUCAUUCUGAGUGCUUCUGGGUUCUGCAGCUCCUCCAAUAUCGAGUUCUUAUCAUUUUAGAUCCGUCUUUACCUGGCUGUGAGCUGCUGUGAUCUCGUCUGGAGAAUCCUAACAGCCGGGCGCUGGACUGCCGUCCUCACUCCAUUCAAGUCUAUAUAAAUGUAGAGUGGGCGGGGCUGGCAGAGUUGAAAGGUCACGCUGUCACGUGAUGUGAAUGGAACGCGCAAGGCUGUCUGACAGUUAGGAUUCACCAGACCAGCUCCCAGCAGAUCACAGCCAGGUAAAGGCAGAUUGUAUAAAUAGAUAGAUAGAUAGAUAGCUAUCGCACUGCAUUGUUGCUCUCCAGUGUUGUACACUUCCCAUGAAGGAUGAUGUGGGAUGGAAAGACUGUGGAUUUUUACAUUGGAGACUCUGAGUCCUACAGGACUGAAUGCAGAACACGGCUUCAGCUGUUUUCUCCCUGAUAGAUGCAUGCUUGGAUACUUCUACUGGGAAAUGCAGCGAUGUGUUCAAUCUAUGAAGUGAUGCUAUAUCUAUACACACAGUGCUUUAUAUAGCACUGAAUUGACUUGGGUUGGGGCAGCUAUUGAUAUCUUGUAAUACUGAUAGAUUAUUGAUAUUGUGAACAUAGAAUCAAAUCUAAUUUUAAAUAAGAUAAUAUUGAAAUGUGUGAUCAUAAAUUAAAAUGAAGUCUGAAGGAUGGAUGUUUUGAAAUAUUUGUAUUGUGUUUUAAUAGCACUGUUUGCGCUUUGUGAUGCUGAAUAUUUGAAUUGCGGGUUUUUCAAUGAUUGUCUCGUUAAUGAGCUCAUUGAGGUCACGUGGUAAGGUGUGUAAUGGUGAGGAGGCGUGUCUAUUCACUACAGACUGGGGAAGACCGUCUGGACAAAACGUGGCUUUGUUAUUAACUGUGUUCUUUUUAAAUAGUACAGAAUAAAGAAUGGGAAUUUGAUCUACGA